Messenger RNA from Procambarus clarkii (red swamp crayfish), 2858 nucleotides. The record is from RefSeq and is a predicted model, not a curated record. NCBI's taxonomy places the organism in Eukaryota, Metazoa, Arthropoda, Malacostraca, Decapoda, Cambaridae.
AGGGCGGAUGUGAAGGAGGAGCGGCUGAUUCACUGAUACCGUCAGCACCCAAACACACCCUGGCUGACGGCUCUUUUGACACUCCUUGGCUGACAGCCCGCUGACACUCCCUGGCUGACGACCCCUCCUCUCACACCCCAACAGCCUUGCUCACCAUGGACAGUAAAGGCAGAAAAAUCGUAGUAUGUGACAAUGGAACCGGGUUUGUGAAAGUCGGGUAUGCGGGUAGCAAUUUCCCAGCUCACAUCUUUCCAUCAAUGGUGGGCCGACCCAUCAUUAGAGCCACAAAUAAGAUUGGUGACAUUGAAGUCAAGGAGUGGGCUCAUUUUCCUGAUCUCAUGGUGGGAGAUGAAGCCAGCAAAUUACGAUCGAUGUUAGAGGUGACUUACCCUAUGGAAAAUGGCAUUGUUAAAAAUUGGGAUGACAUGUGCCACGUGUGGGACUACACAUUUGGGCCCGAGAAGAUGGACCUCAAUCCCCGAGAAUGUAAGAUUAUGUUAACGGAGCCACCAAUGAACCCAACGAAAAACAGAGAGAGAAUGUUAGAGAUGAUGUUUGAAAAGUAUGGGUUUGCUGGGGCAUUUGUUGCUAUUCAGGCUGUGCUGACACUGUAUGCCCAAGGCUUGCAAUCUGGUGUUGUGGUAGACUCUGGCGAUGGUGUGACACACAUCUGCCCUGUAUACGAGGGUUUUACCCUACCUCAGAUCAGGAGAUUAGAUAUAGCUGGACGUGACAUUACAGUCUACAUGAUCAAGUUGCUACUGCUACGAGGCUACGCCUUUAACCAUUCAGCAGACUUUGAAACUGUCCGCAUGAUGAAGGAAAAGUUGUGUUAUGUUGGCUACAACAUUGAACAAGAGCAGAAGCUUUCAACGGAGACAACUGUUCUCGUAGAGAAUUAUCAGCUUCCCGAUGGCCGCAUCAUUAAGGUUGGUGGAGAAAGAUUUGAGGCACCUGAGGCACUGUUCCAACCACAUUUAAUCAAUGUUGAAGGUCAGGGCAUUGCUGAACUUUUGUUUGACACCAUCCAGCGCUGUGACAUUGACAUUCGACCGGAGUUGUAUAAACACAUUGUUUUGUCCGGUGGCUCAACUAUGUAUCCGGGAUUGCCAUCACGUCUUGAGAGGGAACUGAAACAGCUUCACCUUGAGAGAGUGCUGAAGGGUGAUGUGGAAAGAUUAUCUAAACUAAAAAUCCGAAUUGAAGAUCCUCCACGCCGAAAGGACAUGGUAUUUAUUGGUGGAGCUGUUCUGGCUGACGUGAUGAAAGACAGAGACAACUUCUGGAUCUCACGAGAAGAGUACCAAGAGAAGGGUGUUCAAGCGGCACUAGAGAAGCUCAUGCCUGGUGGUAAAUCAUAAGGGAAGCCAUAAUAGGAAGUAGUUUGAUAUGUGUUAUUCCAAACUGUGGUUCUGCCCAGACUGCUCUCUGCCCAAUUGUUACUUGGCUGUUUUUUUGCCGAGUUGAUUUCAAAAUGUGCGUCAUGAUGUUAAAGGUCACAUCAUGUGAUUCUGAUAAUUUAUUCCAGUGGAUAAGAGGAAACUGGCAGUAUUGGCAGUUUGCCUUGUGAAAAGAAAAUGUUUUUAGGAAUAUAAACAGUUCUUUAAAGUUGAAUUUGAAAAUUAAAAUAUUGUAGAAACCAAUGACCAAUGCAGGUUUAAUUAAGAUUAAUGUAUACUUAAUAUUUCAGAUGGAUGUUUAAUUUAUGGAAUGUUUUGAAGGGUAGAUCAGAUAACAGGAUGCAGUUAGAUCGUACCCAUUUGCCAACCGUCAUUCCUGGCAGAGGUAUUCCCCAUUCUUUUAUUUACAUGAAGUAAUUUGAGUUCCAUUUCGGCGGCACAGUCUUUAUCGUGUUGUCGCUGUCCUAAACAAUGUGAAUGUUUGUUGUUAUUGCCUUAAAGAUGGCUUUUUGAAGGCCUUUGGUUAAGUUAUUGUUUGAAACUAGUUCCGAGAUGACCUGUCAAUUUUGUUAAUUGUAAUUUAGAGAUACGCAUAUUACCUAGUAAUUACUUCAAAAUGAUUAUCAUUAAUUUUCAGAAUAUUCUAAUCUUUGCAUAGGUAUUUAAUAUUUAUCUUAGGGAUAGAUUGUGAUGUUGCUUUUACUUACUAAGAUUACAUAUGAAGCUGUUGGGUGUAAAUAUUUAAUGAUUUAUUCAUUUUAAUAUUGUCAUGUGAUGGGUCUCUAUGAGCGACAUACACAUUACUGAAUUAGUGUGCAGUACAAUACUUCCUCCAGAAUGUUUGGAGCCCUCAACAAAGUCGCAACACUUAAGCCUUCGAGCCAAAACUGUCAGUCCUAACUAACACAAAGUAUUUAGUUCAACAAAUUUAAUGUUUUCAGAUCUAAAUUUUAAGGAAUUAUUAGUUUUGUUAAUAUUAUUAGCAGGUUUCUGCAUAUGCUGUAGUUAAUUACAAUAUUUGCAAAAGUUAAUAAAAUGGCAGUUAUCCAGCGAGGUAAACAGCCACCAGCUUUAUAUGUAUGGUAGUUGAUUAUGUCCUUGGUUAUCUCCUUUGUUUAAGUGUUAACAAUUGCCUAAACAAAUCUAAAAUUAUGCAUCACAUAUUGGAGUUUUCAGGAUGUACCAUCAUAGUUCUUCCUUAUUCAGAUCUAAAGUAUAUUAGCAAUAUAUAAAGAUAUACAGUAUACUGGGGAUAUGUAGAGACAACCAAUAGGUGUUGCAUUCCAUUUUUACUAUGAGGUCUGUAGAUAAUGUUCACACAAUCACCUUUCAUCCGUUAAGACAGGUCUUUCCAUUUUCAUUAAGAAGGUUUUGAGACAUAAAUUAAUCUUGAACAUUGUUAAAUAUAUAAUUAAUAAAUUAAAACUGCAGGUUUAAGUUGACCUGUAAAAAAAUGUU